Vicia villosa (hairy vetch) is the source of this 1899-nucleotide messenger RNA. RefSeq names its product heat shock cognate 70 kDa protein-like. Bases 1 to 1899 code for a protein of 632 amino acids. Gene Ontology annotation, molecular function: heat shock protein binding; misfolded protein binding; ATP binding. Lineage: Eukaryota; Viridiplantae; Streptophyta; Magnoliopsida; Fabales; Fabaceae. Gene Ontology annotation, cellular component: cytoplasm. The record is from RefSeq and is a predicted model, not a curated record. The transcript is spliced from 4 exons. Gene Ontology annotation, biological process: cellular response to unfolded protein; protein refolding.
AUGGCCAAGAAAUAUGAGGGAGUUGCUAUCGGAAUUGACCUUGGCACUACUUACUCGUGUGUUGGAGUGUGGCAGGAGCUUAACGAUCGAGUGGAAAUCAUACACAAUGAUCAAGGAAACAAAACCACUCCUUCUUGUGUUGCUUUCACUCAUUCUCAAAGAUUGAUCGGUGAUGCUGCUAAAAAUCAAGCUUCUUCCAACCCAACCAACACUGUCUUUGAUGCAAAGCGGUUGAUCGGAAGGAAAUAUAGCGAUUCUGUCGUUCAAAAUGAUAUUAUAUUGUGGCCCUUUAAAGUCAUUGCCGGGAAUAACGACAAGCCAAUGAUCCUUGUGAGCUACAAGGGUAAGGAAAAACACCUUGUUGCUGAGGAAAUAUCAGCCAUGAUUCUCACACACAUGAGAGAGAUUGCGGAAGCUUUUUUGGAAUCACCGGUUAAAAAUGCAGUGAUUACGGUACCUGCUUAUUUUAAUGAUUCGCAGCGAAGAGCCACCAAAGAUGCGGGUGAUAUUGCUGGUCUUAAUGUGAUGCGGAUAAUCAAUGAGCCAACUGCAGCGGCUCUUGCAUAUGGACUUCAAAAGAGAGCUAAUUUUGCUGAAGAGAGAACUAUUUUCAUCUUUGAUCUUGGUGGUGGCACUUUUGAUGUGUCUCUCCUUACUAUUAAGAAUAAUUCCUUUGAAGGCAAGGCGACUGCCGGUGACACUCACCUCGGAGGAGAGGACUUUGAUAAUCGAAUGGUGAAUCACUUUGUGAAGGAGUUUAAGAGGAAGAACAAAGUUGACAUUAGUGGGAACUCAAAAGCCUUGAGGAGAUUGAGAACUGCGUACGAGAGGGCAAAAAGGACACUUUCAUACGAUACUGAUGCAACAAUUGACAUAGAUGCCUUAAAUGAGGGUAUUGACUUCCAUUCCUUACUCACUCGGGCAAAGUUUGAGCAACUCAAUAAUGAUCUCUUUGAAAAAUGUAUGAAGACUGUUGAGAGUUGUCUUACUGAUGCUAAGAUCAACAAGAGUAGUGUAGAUGACGUUGUCCUUGUUGGCGGCUCUUCUAGGAUUCCCAGAGUGAAGAAACUAUUGCAGGACUUUUUCAAGGGGAAAGAAUUAUGCAAGAGUAUCAACCCUGACGAGGCUGUUGCUUAUGGUGCUGCUGUCCAAGCUGCUUUGUUGGGUGGAGGCAUCAAGACUGUUCCAAACUUGACACUGCAAGAUGUUAUACCUUUGUCCCUUGGUACUAAAGUACAACAAGAUAUCAUGGAUAUCUUGAUUUCACGGAACACUUCCAUUCCUGUCAAGAAAACUGAAUGGUAUGUUACCUGUAAAGAUAACCAAACUGGAGUCUCUAUUAAUGUUUAUGAAGGUGAGAGAAUGAUAGCCAGUGAGAACAAUUUACUGGGUUUCUUUAGACUCUCAAUUCCUCCUGCUCCUGAUUCCACCCCUACUCCUGAAGGCCAUAUUUUUAUCAAAGUACACUUUGCUAUAGAUGGUGAUGGUAUAUUAAAUGUCUCUGCAGAGGAACAAACAAGUGGUAAUAAGAAAGAUAUUACAAUAACCAAUGAAAAUGGAAGACUGUCAAGGGAAGAAAUUCAGAGAAUGAUUCAAGAGGCUGAAUUUUUCAAGGCUCAAGACAUGAAGUUCAAAAAGAAAGCUAAAUCAAUAAAUGCUUUGGACGAUUAUCUCUACACCGUGAGGAAAGUAAUGAAGGAUGAUUGUGUAAGUUCCAAGCUAACACCUGUUGACAAAGUGAAGAUCAAUUCUGCAAUGAUUAAGGGAAAAACUUUGAUUGAUGGCAACCACGAGGAAGAUACGUCUGUGUUUGUAGACCUUCUGAAGGAACUUGAGAGCGUUUUUGAAUCUGCUAUGAACAAGAUCAACAAAGGUUACUCAGACGAGGAAAGUGAUUAG